This is a messenger RNA of Amphibalanus amphitrite, 2401 nucleotides long. RefSeq names its product suppressor of SWI4 1 homolog (gene ppan). The record is from RefSeq and is a predicted model, not a curated record. Bases 625 to 2163 code for a protein of 512 amino acids. The transcript has 10 exons. Lineage: Eukaryota; Metazoa; Arthropoda; Thecostraca; Balanomorpha; Balanidae. Gene Ontology annotation, molecular function: rRNA binding. Gene Ontology annotation, biological process: rRNA processing; ribosomal large subunit assembly. Gene Ontology annotation, cellular component: preribosome, large subunit precursor.
AGUACUUGUUUGCAUAAUGAUAAGGAAAAUUCAUUGUUUUUCGUUAGAUUUUGCUGUUUAUUUCAAACUACAUUCAUCUUAGAUAAAUUUAAGGAAUUUUGUAACAGAUAGCGCGCUUUUUGCGAUCAAUUUGCCAUUCAAAAACUAGAUUAACAAGUACUAAGCAUGAAAAGGUGACCUCCAUCUCUAGAUAGUAAAAUUUGGAGACAGCAACGACGCAGAUGCUUCAAAAGAUAAACUAAAAACAGAUGUACUGCCUGUUCAGCGUAUCUCACUGUUCUGCACUCAGAAUGCUCGACCAAUGAAAAUCAGGCAUGAGCAAUAAGAGAAGUUGAGAUGACGUCAUACGCUUGGAAUCCACACUCGUCAUUGGCGAACCGAAAAAUAUUACAUCAUCAUUGAUGACCCAUGUUUCGCUAGCAGAAAAUAAAGAUUGGUUAAAUAGCUAUGUGCCUCCACGUGAGCUUCGGCCUCAUGAUUUGCAAAUAUCAAAGGGUGUUAUCAAAUAAAUGGUCACGCGCCCUAAUUCAACAAGAAAAUAUUCUGUUGGGAUGCAACAUCGAUAGCUGCUGGUGUAUUUUGUUAAGCUUUUACAUUUAGUUUCGAUUGUAAUAUUCCCUGAUCAUGGGCAAAAAAGGAAGGGGAAAGAAGGGAAAGACGAGGAGGAACAAUGAGGCAUCCAAAACCCUGGAGCCAGAGGAGCUGAAGCGCGCUGCCCACUCGUUUGUCGUCUCCCGAGGGCGGACCGGGAAAUAUGUGAGCCAGCUGGUGAUGAACUUCAGGAAGGUCAUGGAGCCGUUCACAGCGUCACAGCUCAAGGCCAAAGGCACAACGGUCCGCGACCUGGCGUCGGUGGCCGGCCCGCUGGGGGUGACCCACCUCUGCCUCUUCACGCGCAGCCAGAUCGCUACCUACAUGAAGCUGGCCAAGUUUCCUCGCGGACCCACCAUAACGUUCCGGGUGCUCGACUACACGCUGUCCCGGGACGUCCUCCAUUCGCUGAAGCGGAUGGUCACAUACAGCAAGCAGUUCCUCCACGGCCCGCUGCUGAUCCUCAACAACUUCAGCGGCGCCGAGCAGCACCUCCAGCUGACGGCCACCAUGCUGCAGAACAUGUUCCCCGUGCUGAACGUCCACAAGCUGAAACUGAACACGCUCCGGCGGGCGGUGCUGUUCAGCUACAACGCCUCGGACGGCACCAUCGACUUCCGCCACUACACGGUAAAGGUGGUGCCGGUCGGCAUCUCCAGGGGAGUGAAGAAGCUGGUCACCCGGCCCGCGGUACCCAACAUGGGACGGCUUCAGGACAUGGCCGACUUUGUGGUGAAGGCGGGCUACAUGUCGGAGUCUGAAGGGGAGGAUGACCCCAGCUCUCACGUGGAGCUGGCGCAGCCGGUCCGGUCCAGGGGUAACAUGGUGAACGCCCGGUCUGCCAUCCGACUCAUAGAGCUCGGUCCCAGACUGACCCUGCAGGUGAUAAAGGCCCAGUCCGGUCUGGUCGGAGGAGAGGUGCUGUUCCAUCAGCUGAUCACCAAGACAGAGGAGGAGAUAGAGGCCACCCGACUGAGGAGAGAGCAGAGAGAACAGCUGAAGGCCCGCCGGCGCGCCGAGCAGCAGAGCAACGUGGAGCGUAAACAGGCGCUCAAAGAGGAACUGAAACAGAGGGCCAUGGAUGGCAUGAAGAGGGCGAUGGCAGCGGCCGCCGCCACCAACAGCGGCUCCUCCGACUCUGAGGGAGAACCUGAGGAAGACGCUGCUGCCUCUGACGCUGAGGAAGGCCAGGAAGACGGUCCCGCCGCCGAGACUUCCAAACCCUCCGCUGGGGGAGACAGUGAAGGAAGUGUGACAGAGGAAGGGGAAGAAGAUGGAGAAGAAGAUGAUGAUGAUGACGCCGAGUGGUAUAGGAAGGAGGUGGGACAGGAGCCUGACGAAGAGUUCCGCUCUCUGGCCUCCGGCUCCGGGGGCGCGUCCCGCUCCGUCGCCAAACGCUACACCAAGAAACGCCCCGGACCCGGCGAGCCACCACGGGGAGCCAAACGAGGCCGGAGGGAGGAGGAUAAAACUAGCGCCGCGGAGCGCUGGAAACCGCGGAACAAACGGGGGAGGCCCAUAUCGGGGACGAAGGUCCGACGGAAGCAGACAGCCGGCGCGGGAAGGCGGUGAUUGGCUGGGAGGGUUGGAACGGGGGCGAUGAUUGGUUGAGGUGGGUGCGAGGCGGUUUGUGAUUGGUGGGUCACACGCAGAUGUGCUGCUGGUGACUCGUAUGUGCGUUGUGUGUAUGCGCGUGACAUGGUAUGGGAGUAGUGCCCGGACCGACGCCUGGCGAUGAACUGCUGUUGCCGACUGGUUGCCGACUGGUUGCCGACUCAUAAUGUCGUUAAUAGCCGACUCUGAGAGCGGA